Molecule: messenger RNA, 2157 nt
Organism: Cordyceps militaris CM01
Lineage: Eukaryota; Fungi; Ascomycota; Sordariomycetes; Hypocreales; Cordycipitaceae
Product: cutinase transcription factor 1 alpha, putative
Exons: 1
Coding region: 1-2157 (718 amino acids)
Biological process (GO): DNA-templated transcription; regulation of DNA-templated transcription
Molecular function (GO): DNA-binding transcription factor activity, RNA polymerase II-specific; DNA binding; zinc ion binding
Source: RefSeq, a predicted model, not a curated record
AUGUCGCCCGACGCCCACCAGAGACGCCGUGCGAGGCAGGCCUGCACUCACUGCAACGCCCGCCGCGUCAAGUGCAACGUCACCGAACGGGUGCCCUGCGAUAACUGCGUGGCCGCCGGUACGCAGUGCCAGUUGAGGGUCUCGCGCCGCGGCAAGCACCCGCGCUACCGUCCUGGCCACGAACCCGCCAAGCCCUCGCCGGCCUCGCCACGGCAGCCGCAAUCGCAGCAGCAACCCACGUCGCCCGCCCGCCCAGCCGCCCCCGAGUCGGCGUCAUCCUCCCAGAUCCAGCCGCCGCCCCUCGCGCCCACCCGCCCGCUCGCCAAGCAGCUGCCCGCCGUCGUCCCACCGUCACCGCUCGACGGCCUCGCCUUUGCCGGUACCAGCGCCUCGCCGCCCAACGACCCGCCCAGCCUCGUCUCCAAGAGCGAGUACACGUCGCCCAACGACGAGGAAAUGUCGCAAGCGUCCAUUGCCCUCGCCUCGUUGUCCCGCGGCGUCGUCAAGCCCGAUGUCAAGCCCGACGAGAAGCAAGAAUACGGCGCCUCCGUCUUCUGGGGCGAGUCGUCGUCGAUUCGCUACGUCGGCACCGACAACUUUGCCUCGUCCGUAGCCAAGCUCGACUCGAUCCCGUACGAGACAGGUGCCGGCAAGGACCGCCCCGAAUAUCCGAAUCCCGCCCUCGAAACCCUCAUGAGCCGACCAAGCGGCCCCUUUACGCUUCCGCCCCGCCACGUCACCACGGCGCUCCUCAUGGCCUACUUUCAAUGGUUCCAUCCCUUCUGCCCUAUUGUCGACGAGCAGGACAUAUGGAACCAGUUUGAGACGGGCACCCUCUCCACACUGCUGCUGCAGUCUCUGCUGCUCGUCGCCACGUCCCACUGCGACGAUUCCGUCGUCACCGACGUGGGCUUCGGCAACAGAAGCCAAGCCAAGCUCGCCUUUUAUACCCGCGCGACCGAAUUGUACGACGCCAACAUUGAAACCCAAAGCCUCGUCAUCAUCCAGAGCGUCAUCCUCCUGAGCUUCUGGCGCGGACGCGCCUCUGAGGAAAAGGACACCCGAUACUGGCUCGGCGUCGCUAUUAGCAUGGCGCAGCGCCGCGGCCUGCAUCGCUCACGCAAACAGGGCAAGCUCGCGCCCGACGCCCGCGUGUCGGAUCGUCAAAAGAAGCUCGCCAGAAGACUAUGGUGGUCCGUGUAUAUGCACGAGAAGCAGUCGGCCGGCACCCUGGGCCUGCCGCAGCGGGUGCGCAACGAGGACUGCGACGUCGAGAGCCUCGAGCCGGGCGAUUUCGAGCACGCCUUUUCCACGUCCCGCCCGAAGGAAGAGAGAACCGAGGCCAUGGACUACACCAUGCGCAUAACCGAGCUCAGCACCUUUCUCGGCAAAGUCCUCGACGUCGGCUACUCGCCGCACCGGACCUCGACCGAAGCCGACCGCACCGCGAUCCGCGACGAGCUUGUCCGGUGGAAACAGAGCCUGCCGCCGUCGCUGCGCAUCGACGAGGACCUCGGCUCCCAGCUGAGCCUCUUUACGAGUAUGAUCCACCUGGCCUACAAUAACAUUGUGAUUCUCCUGUACCGGCUCUGCUUCUCCGACACCACGUUUGACCACGAGGGCCAGUUCGCGCUGCAGGCCGGCGCGCGCAACGUGCGCAUCAUCGAGGACAUGCUGCCGCGCGGCGUGAUGCGGCACGCGCAGAUCCAUGUCAUCACCAACCUCUCCAACACGCUCGUGCUCAACGUCAUGGAGCUGCGCUUCGCGCGCGGCAUGUCGCGCACGAGCGCCGAGCACCGCGCCAAGGUCUGCCUGCUCGGCCUCGCCGAGCUGCAGACAACGUGGGAGUUUCGCAACUGGCUCCUGCAGCUCUUCAUCCGCCGCGUCGACGGGGGGCCCGCUGCCGACCGCCGCCGCAUCGAGGAGACCGAGGCCAAGCACCUCGCCUACAAGACGGAGACGCCGCUGCAGGCCUCGUACGGCGCCGCCAUGUCCCGCGAAAACUCGGGCAGCGGCGGCUGGCUCGGCAACUUUGCUGAGUUUGAGGGCUUCACGUUUAACCUGAGCAACGAGAUCACGGACCCCAUGACGUGGCCCGUCGACGAGAAGGAGCGGUUCUUGUUUUCCCAGAUUUACAACUCGAAUCCGUUUUGGUAA